This is a messenger RNA of Scheffersomyces amazonensis, 2667 nucleotides long. RefSeq lists its product as uncharacterized. Gene Ontology annotation, biological process: RNA polymerase III assembly; RNA polymerase II core complex assembly; protein folding. The coding region runs from base 1 to 2667 and encodes 888 amino acids. NCBI's taxonomy places the organism in Eukaryota, Fungi, Ascomycota, Pichiomycetes, Serinales, Debaryomycetaceae. The record is from RefSeq and is a predicted model, not a curated record. Gene Ontology annotation, cellular component: prefoldin complex; cytoplasm. The transcript has a single exon.
AUGUCGGAACAACUAGACAUGUUAAGUAAGCCUGAGUAUGCUGAGGCACUCACCCGGCGUCUAGAAUCUACCAUUACCAAUUUAAUCCUGAAACAGCAAGCGUUGGCGAAGCAAAUGGAGACAUAUCAACAACUCCACAACCAAAUCAAAACUAAUGAAAGAAUACGAACAAUCGAUCAGGGAAAGGUGAUGGUGAUGCUAGGCGACGGGUACUAUGUAGAAAAAAGUGUCGAGGAUGCUCAUAUCUUUUUGGAUGGGCGUAUAGACAGCUUGAAUGAUGCUGUGCUAGACUUGAAUAACAAGAUCAAUGAGGCUAAUGCUACGCGAGACAACCUUGAGCAGUUCAAGCAGAUGACACUAGGUAAAGAUGAACAAGAGGAAGUCGAACAGGAAGAAGAGAAGUUGAAUGAAGAGGGAUUACCAUUUAUGGACAUUCAGGAAGGCUUGGAUGACGAUGAUAAUGUCAUUGAGGUGAAGAUCAAUAACCGAAGUGUACAGAUCCCCAAAGUAACGGAAGUCCUACCACUUAAAACAGAGUAUCAGUACAUCGAAGAAAGCCUUGAUGAUGUCAUUCACAGCAGUAAUGCUACAGACAAUAAACAAAAUGUAUCAGAAGAAGUAGAAGAAGAACCAAAGUCCAAAUUAGAAUCAGAGUACAACUCCAACAUCGAUGACCAAUUGACAGAGUUGUUUGAAGAUAUGGAAAUAAUAGACAAGCAGCAUAAGACGGUGAUAGACAACAACACGCCUAUAGACCCUCAUGAUUUACUAGAGAAGAUCGAUAAACUAAGAAUCAGUCCGGAAGAUAAGUUCCGGUUGAAGCAAAUUUGUUUAGAAGAGUAUCGUAAGAUAUACGGAGAUGAUGCUACAAAGGGUAUAAAUUUAGAAUCGGAUUUAGCUGAGGAAGAUGCCAAUGUAACUCCUGAUAUAAUGGAGAAUUCACUUGAUGAAGUCAAGGGUAAAGAAAGAGAAGAAGUAUUGGCCUCCAUCAUUAGAGAGAACCAUUUGGAUACGUCUACCACCAGUACUCCGUUGGGCAAGUCUUAUAAUUCAAUAGAUAAGAAUGAUAUAUUGGAGCUUGAGAUACUUGCGGAUGAAUUCGAUGACACUGUAGAAGGAGACGAUGAAGGAGAUGAUUCCGUGAACAACUUUGCCGAUAAUGAAGAGUGGGAUUUUGACUUUUCUGAAGAAGAAGACGAUGCCGUCGAGGAUGAGGUCGAGGAUGAGGACGACGAUGAAGACGAUGACGAGGACGAUGGGUAUGGAGAUGAUAUACUAUAUGGUAACAGAUCAUUAUCGUUGGGUCCAUCACAGAAUGAAACUGUCACUAACCGAUUAUGGGAUGAAGUGAUAAAAUUAAGGCAGCUGAGAGGCGAGGAAGGUAUACCUGUCAAUUCCAAAAAGAAGAAGUCUGUCAGAUUUGCCGACAAUUUAGAAAUUAACGAGAUCGAGAACAUAAGUGAAGAGUUAAAGAAUAUGAGCUUAGAGCCAAGCAAAAAGCUAUCGCUAUUCAGACAAGAACGUAUUGUUCAAAAGCAUGAGACAAUAUCAGAUAUCAUGGAAUCGAAGGAUGAAGUGUAUGAAAAUGAAGAUGCUAUCCUGGAUGUAGUAGAACGAGAUAUAGAUGACUCAGAGUCAGAUAUUCCACCCCCUUUACCAGCUAGAAAAGUUUCUAGAUUCAAACAAAGCAUUAGUAAUGACGGGUCCCAAAGGAUUCAGUCUCAGCCUAAGAUCAUUAAGGAUGCAUCGUCGCCAAUUGGAGAGCCUCUUGAUAGACGUGUAUUGAUCAGUCAGUCUAUUUCUGAAAAUGAAGACGAACAGCUUGGUGAUAAAGCCGUUGAUACAGUGCUUAGCGAAGCCAUUAUUGAAAAAGAUAUUGUUGAAAAUGAAGACAGUCAGAUCUUGAGUGAGUCUAUAAUCGAGAGAGAAGUAAGUUCCAUAGAAGCAAUUGUGAGUGAACCUCAGGAAAAGCCCAAAAAGGUGUCACGCUUUAAAGCUAAGAAGCUCGAGGAGUUCCCUCCACCAGAAGAGGUUUCAACUGAAGCUUCAACACCAGCUGAAACUCCAGAGGAAGAUGAACAGCAGAUCAGAGAAACGACAUUAGACUACCAUUCUUUACAGAGUGAUGUGGACUCCAUGGCCAAAGCGUAUGUCUUGGGAUUGUACGAUGAUGAUAUUGAGACGCAUGGGCCAGUUGUCAAUAAGAUGGAAGACUUUGAAAUCUUGAACAGGAUGAUUGAAUCAAUGCCAUCGAAGACCGAUACGAGUAAACAACAGAAAAAUAUGGGGGACAUAUCGAAUAUGCGAUUGCAGGAUCUGCAUGUAUUUGAUGCUGACUUGGAUGAAAUUGUAGGAGAUGAAUACGAAUACGAAGAAGAAGGAGAUGAAGUAGACGAACAACAACACGACGAAGACGAAGAUGGGCCCAUAUUGCUUGAGCAAAUUGUCGAGAAUGACACGGCAAUGGAUAUCAACGAUGAGGCAUUUGAUGACUCCAUACUACAACAAGAAAUCAUAACCAACUAUCACAAGUUACGACAACGAAUUAUCUUUGAAAAUAAAAGUAAAGGAUACCUAAAAACGGAAGAGGAAAUGGAGUUUGAACCUAUUGACGAAAACGGCAAUACUGUUAAAGUAAGUAGAUUCAAAGCUGCCCGAAUGGGAUAA